CGAGUCCCAGAAAAACAGAGCGGGGCCAACUGCAGCGUGUAGUGCGAGUGGGGCAGGACGCGCGCCGCCCGCCCGCCCGGAGACCCGCAAGGAGCUGACAUUUGUUGGAAGAGUUUGUGAAACCUUCUCUCUGCCCAGAGCUCAAGACCAAUGCAUCGCACCACCUUAAACCACUGGUAAAUACAGCAUUUCGGAGCCCCAGUAGCAGAAGACUUGUCCUGUUACCACCAUGAGCUCUGAAUGUGACGUUGGUGCUUCUAAAGCUGUGGUCAAUGGGCUGGCGCCAGGCAGCAAUGGGCAGGACAAAGCAACUGCCGACCCUUUACGUGCGCGCUCUGUUUCUGCUGUUAAAAUAAUUCCUGUGAAGACAGUGAAAAGCUCUUCAGGCCUGGUAUUCCCUCCAGACAUGGAUCCUACAAAAAUCUGCACAGGGAAGGGAGCGGUGACUCUCCGGGCCUCGUCUUCCUACAGGGAAAUCCCGAGCAGUGGCCCCACAAGCCCUCAGGAAACCCCGCAGCAUGAGAGCAAGCCAGUUCUGGACUCAGAGACUCCCUCAGCAGAUGAGUGGAGGCUUUCUUCCAAUGCGGAUGCCAAUGGAAACGCCCAGCCCUCCUCACUUGCUGCCAAGGGCUACAGAAGUGUGCAUCCCAACCUUCCUUCCGACAAGCCCCAGGUUCUCUCUCCCCCUCGGCCUCCUCUCCCUAAAGAAGACCGCUUUGCAUGGCAGCGUCCCACCAGCCACAGUACCCCCAAGGACUCCCUCUACCUGAGCUCACCAAAGCCUUAUGUGCCCCCCAGCACCCCCAGCCAGCAGAGGCCCUCACGACCCCAGGCCGGCCCUGAAGGUGUGCGGUGUUCCGGGCCCUCGCUUCCAGGUCCCACGGUCCCUGGUGCUUCCUCCCAACCCCGGCACCGCCGUGUGGCCACAAGAACAGUUUAUAGGGAGAAUGUGAGCUCUAACCCACGUCACGAGGCAGAUGGGAAUAAAAAGGUCAGCAGCUUAUAUGUCCCGUGUUUAUCCAAGAACAUCUGCCGGGUGGCCGCGGAAAGCGCCUCUCACGUUGCACGUGACCCAGCCACGGGCACGCCCUUGGAAGCUGCAGGCGCUCGCGCACCGGCUCCCAGCAUUGUCCCCCGCACAGCCAGCACGGGAAGGCCACCCUCUGCUCCUCCUGACCCUCCCCAGCCAUUCUUUGACAUCCGUAAAGAUGCCGCUAAGGGUGCUCGGCCUCCGUUCCCGGACGCGGCGAGACCACCUGUGCUAGGCCCCCAGCUUUCCUCUGCUCCCGAACACCGGAAGAGAAAAGAACCUUACCUUUUGCAGCCGUGUUAUCCAGCCAAGGGUGCCACUUCCUCCAGUUCAGCCCAGCCUGAGGUAAUAGUUGUGCCUCUCUACCUGGUUAAUACUGACAGAGGGCAAGAAGGUACAGCCAGACCUCCAGCAUCUCUGGGGCCCCUUGGCCCCCCAGGCCCGGCGACCACCCCUGCCGGCUCACCUCUGACCUUCCCGACUCUAGAUGAUUUCAUUCCCCCUCGUCUGCAGAGGCGGCCCCACCACAGCCAGCCAGCCGGCGCUGCUGACCCCCACCCCCCCGUUAGCCAGACACCACCAUCCUUCUCACCACCUCCUCCGCUGCUCCCUCCGGCCCCGGAGGGCCUCCUCAGAGCCUCGGAGCCUGACCUCACGGGAGCCGUUUCAAGUACCGAUUCAGGUCCUCUACUAAAUGAAGUUUCUUCAUCCCACGUGGGAACCGAUCCCCAGAGCUCUGCGCCAGCUAGCAAGCCGUCUUCUGCCUACCCCUCUACAACAAUUGUCAAUCCUACUAUUGUACUCUUGCAACACAACCGAGAACAGCAAAAACGACUCAGUAGCCUUUCAGAUCCUGUCUCAGAAAGAAGAGUGGGAGAGCAGGACUUGGCACCAACACAGGCGAAGCCCACCUCCCCUGGAAGGGCUACUGAGAAAAAGGCGAAGGAUGACAGUAGACGGGUGGCCAGGAGCGCUCAGGACCUGAGCGAUGUUUCCAUGGAUGAUGUGGGCAUCCCACUCCGGAACACCGAGAGAUCCAAAGACUGGUACAAGACCAUGUUUAAACAGAUCCACAAACUAAACAGAGACACUCCUGAAGAAAACCCUUAUUUCCCUACGUACCAAUUCCCUGAACUUCCUGAAAUCCAGCAAAAUUCUGAAGAGGACAAUCCUUACACUCCUACCUACCAGUUUCCAGCAUCUACUCCUAGUCCUAAAUCAGAAGAUGAUGAUUCAGAUCUGUACUCACCUCGGUACUCCUUUUCUGAAGACACAAAAUCUCCCCUUUCUGUGCCUCGCUCAAAAAGUGAGAUGAGCUACAUCGACGGCGAGAAGGUGGUUAAGAGGUCGGCCACGCUUCCCCUCCCAGCCCGCUCUUCCUCACUAAAAUCAAGCCCAGAGAGAAACGACUGGGAGCCCCCAGAUAAGAAAGUGGAUACAAGGAAAUACCGCGCAGAGCCCAAAAGCAUUUACGACUACCAGCCGGGCAAGUCUUCUGUUCUGACCAACGAAAAGAUGAGUCGGGAUAUAAGCCCAGAAGAGAUAGAUUUAAAGAAUGAACCUUGGUAUAAAUUCUUUUCGGAAUUGGAGUUUGGGAAACCGCCUCCCAAAAAGAUAUGGGAUUAUACUCCUGGAGACUGCUCUAUCCUUCCUAGAGAGGAUAGAAAGACUAAUCUAGAAAAAGAUCUCAACCUCUGCCCAGCAGAGUUAGAGGCACAUUUAGAAAACACGGAGACGCUUAAUAAAGCACCCAGUGCAAACCUGUCCCAGAGCUCGGCAGUCAGCCCCAGCCCGGAUAUUUCUGCGGAGGCUCCUGGAUAUAUCUAUUCUUCCAACUUCCACGCAGUGAAGAGGGAAUCAGAUGGAGCUCCUGGGGAUCUCGCUAGCUUGGAGAAUGAGAGGCAGAUUUAUAAGAGCGUCUUGGAAGGUGGAGACAUCCCUCUCCAGGGCCUGAGUGGGCUCAAGCGACCCUCCAGCUCAGCCUCCACUAAAGUGGAUCGUAAAGGUGGGAAUGCUCACAUGAUUUCUUCAUCUUCAGUUCCUAGCCGAACGGUUAGCUCUAGCAAUGCAUUAGGCCCCAUGUGUAAGCACAAGAAACCCCUGUCCGCUGCAAAGGCCUGCAUUUCGGAAAUCCUUCCCUCCAAAUUCAAACCCAGGCUCUCCGCUCCCAGCGCUCUCUUACAGGAACAGAAGAGUGUCUUAUUGCCGGCAGAAAAGGCUCAGAGCUGUGAGAACCUUUGUGUUUCACUGUCUCUGAAUGAUUCCAAAAGAGGUCUCCCCCUCCGAGUUGGGGGGAGCAUCGAGAACCUGCUCACGCGCUCCCGGCGAGAGUGGGACAGCAAGUCGAGCAGCACCGUGAGCCUCCAGGAAUACGGCACUGGCACCAGGAGGCCCUGCCCUCUCUCCAGAAAGGCCGGGAUGCAGUUCACCAUGUUAUACCGGGACAUGCACCACAUCAACCGAGCUGGUCUCUUCCUGGGCUCCAUCUCCUCCUCAAGCGUGCGAGACCUUGCCUCCCACUUCGAAAGGAAUAGCCUGGCGUUGGCCAGGGGCGAGCUGGGCUCUAGCCAGGAGGGCUCAGAACACAUCCCCAAGCACACCGUCUCCUCCCGCAUCACGGCAUUUGAGCAGCUGAUUCAGCGGUCGAGGUCCAUGCCGUCCCUGGAUCUGUCCGGGAGGCUAAGCAAGUCCCCCACGCCUGUGCUGUCCCGGAGUGGCCUGACCUCAGCCCGCUCGGCUGAGUCCCUCCUGGAGUCGACCAAGCUGCGACCCCGGGAGAUGGACAGGAUGAACCCGGGGGGGCUCUAUGCCACCCCAACAUGCAGCAACAUGGUCGAGCCCCCCUUGGGCUUCAGGGGCCUUGCGCCUUCUGAGCCCCUCUCUGCCUGCUCCGACGAGCUCGACCACUGUUCAAACAUCUCCAGCGACAGCAGAGAGGGGAGCAGCAGCAGUGUCCACGGAGACUUUCCCAAGCACCGCCUCACCAAGUGCAAGGGCACUUGCCCUGCCUCCUACACCCGCUUCACCACCAUCCGAAAGCACGAGCAGCAGCAGACGUCCAGACAGUCUGACUGGCGCCCAGAUCUCAGGGGGGACAGGAGCACACUCCUCAGGAACAUCUACCUAAUGAGCCCCCUCCCUUUCCGAUUGAAAAAGCCCCUCCAGUCCCACCCUAGGCAGCCUCCCCCUGGUGACUUCUCAGCUCCUCAGGCUGGCCAGAAGCCAGACCUCCCCAGCCAGCCCCAGCAGGACGAGACCCCCUCCGGGGGGAAGCCCUCGGUUCCCAAACGCCUGUCUUCCCGACACACCAUGGCGAGGCUGGGCCGGAUCUCGGAGCCCCCUCAGGGGAGACCCGCAGUCCCAGAUGACUGCCUGAGGGCCUUUCAUAAUGGCAACUCCGUGCCGUACUCAGACCCCGGCCUGGACAGGAACAACAACCCACACAGUGAACUGGGAACAUCCCUCGGAGAUUCGGAGUCACCAAGGCAUUUUAUACCUGCUGAUUAUUUGGAAUCCACGGAAGAAUUUAUUCGGAGGCGUCAUGAUGAUAAAGAGAAACUUUUAGCGGACCAGAGACGACUUAAGCGUGAGCAAGAAGAGGCCGAUAUCGCAGCUCGUCGCCACACGGGCGUCAUCCCGACGCACCAUCAGUUUAUCACUAAUGAGCGCUUUGGGGACCUCCUCAAUAUAGACGAUACGGCCAAAAGGAAAUCUGGGUCAGAGAUGAGACCUGCCAGAGCCAAAUUUGACUUUAAAGCUCAGACCCUCAAGGAGCUUCCUCUGCAGAAGGGGGACAUCGUGUACAUCUACAAGCAGAUCGACCAGAACUGGUACGAAGGAGAGCACCACGGCCGGGUGGGCAUCUUCCCGCGCUCCUACAUCGAGCUUCUUCCUCCUGCUGAGAAGGCUCAGCCCAAGAAGUUGGCGCCGGUGCAGGUUUUGGAAUACGGAGAAGCUGUUGCCAAGUUCAACUUCAAUGGUGAUACGCAAGUAGAAAUGUCCUUCAGGAAGGGCGAGAGGAUCACGCUGCUCCGACAGGUGGACGAGAAUUGGUACGAAGGGAGGAUCCCGGGGACGUCCCGGCAGGGCAUCUUCCCCAUCACCUACGUGGACGUGAUCAAGCGGCCCCUGGUGAAAAACCCCGUGGAUUACAUCGACCUGCCUUUCUCCUCCUCCCCAAGUCGCAGUGGCACCGCGAGCCCGCAGUUUGCCAGUCACAGCAAGCUCAUCGUGCCGGCCCCCUCAUCCCUGCCCCACCCCCACCGAGCCCUGUCCCCUGAGAUGCACGCUGUCACCUCUGAGUGGAUCUCCCUGACUGUUGGGGUCCCAGGCAGGCGGCCUCUGGCCCUGACCCCACCCCUGCCUCCUCUUCCAGAAACUUCUGUCUAUAACACGGACCCCCUCUCCUCGUGGGCGAGACCAGGUUCCUCUCUCUCUCUCAGCCUUCCCCAUUCGAGCUGGUCCGAUCGAUCCGCCCCACGCUCGCUGGCUUCCCCGCUGGCCCUUCCUCCCUCCCACAAGGCUGCCUCCUUGGCACCCGGAGCUCCCACCUUCCUUCACGUCAACGGGGACAGUGGUGUCCACGUGCCACCCCCAGGUGUCCACCAAGAUAGCUUCCCGCAGCUGCUGCCGGGGAGCUCUGACAGGGUCAUCUCGGAGCUCAGCAACGCCUUUAGCAGCCAGGGUAAGCGGCAGCUGAGGCGAGAAGAGCGCGGACAGUGUGAGAGGAGAGCAGAGCGGGAGGCAGGUGAGAGAUACCCCGGAGCACCCAGGAUCUCUAAGAAGAGCUGCUUGAGACCUUCAGACGUGGUCAGGUGCCUGAGCGCGGACCAGAGACUCUCAGACCUCCGUGCGCCCGAGGAGAGCCGGCCCGGCAAGCCCCCGGGUAGCCCUUUUCCGGGAACGGAGGCUGAGCAGACAGAGCUGCAUAGAGGUGGCGAGCAGGCCCAGAGGAGGGCCGCUCGGAGUGCUGGGAGCCAGGAAGCAGUUUGCAAUGAGAUCAUAAACAUUGCCGAAAAAUCUGUUCAUUACUGCAGCACUGUCUCUCAUCCCCUUGACUUUCAUCACAAGGUAUCCCCUUCUGACAAUAAAUCAUCUUUAAUCAUUUCUCAGCAACCUCAAGCCCAGCAGCGAAGAGUCACCCCAGAUAGGAGUCAAACCUCACAAGAUUUGUUUAGCUACCAAGCAUUGUAUAGCUAUAUACCCCAGAAUGAUGAUGAAUUGGAACUCCGAGAUGGAGAUAUUGUUGAUGUCAUGGAAAAAUGUGAUGAUGGAUGGUUCGUUGGUACUUCAAGAAGGACAAGGCAAUUUGGUACUUUUCCAGGCAACUAUGUAAAGCCUUUGUAUCUAUAAGAAGAUUGAAAACCGGAGAUUAUUUUUUCUUGGAGGAUGAAGCAUAACUCAUGAACUGGUCUCUUUAUUUAAAUGUUGAGUCGGUAGGAAAACUAAUGCAGUGGAUAAAGUAAGAAGCAAAAGAGAGGGACAGAGAAGUGUUGUGUCUAAAGCCCGAGUCUGUCUAUGCUGACAGCAUAUCAGGCAAGCCGGACUGAGGAAAAAGGAAUGAGGCAAGUCUGUAUUUACUUAGCUGCUUCUGGGAGCCACUCCAAGCCUUCCCCGCCUCUCCCCUUCUUGGGUAAUCUGACCUGUAACACAGUCCAGGAUCAGUGAGGUCAGAAAUGCCUCUUGCUGCCCUGGCCUUGACCAGCUCUGGCUCGACGUGGCCAUUUAGCCAGAAGCAGCCCUCGGGACACCAGGCAGAUCCCUAGCCAUUCUCCAAAGGCUCCGUACCCCAGCCACCCCAGAGCCCACUGGUUUCCCAACGUUGCUGGAAAUCUGCUUAGGCAGCCGAGGCCUCCCCUGGACAGUGGUGGAGGCUACCAGGCUCUCCAAGACCAUGUGCCUCGUUCCCGGGGAACAUGGGGCAAUGGAGGGAGCGUAGAGGUGCCCUGUGCACUGAGCCUGCACGCACCAUGGCCCUCGACGCCCCUGGUGUUCAGACUGAAAAGCACAUGAGGUUUGCUGGUGGAAGUGGGGUGCCCAGGUCAGGUAGUUAAAGUUGUGUUUCCAAGUGAUGACGUUAGGAAGUUCUGUAGCUAUCAAGGUCGCUUGCGACGUGACCCUUUCCCAUAUCACUGACUUUUGUAAAUGGUCACCUUUGGCACAAUUUCAUUUACCAGAAUGCCAGUGCUAACCUUUCUUUUCUGGAUUGUUUUUGGUCAGGGCAUUUUGAGGUGGCUAGGCCUGUUCUCUCAGAGAACCAGGGAUGGCAUUCAGUGAAUCGUUGAACAGACACCAUCGCACGCUGGACGCUGGUGCCACCAAGGAGCAGGACAUGCCCCACGCCCUAGACUCACUUUGUCCUCAUUUGUACUCCCUGAAGCAGGUUCAGGAACCGCCCAUGAGGUAGUCACCUAGUAUCCUCACCCUGUGAGGCUUCUCUUCAGAGCAGAAAGCACAGAGGCUGUGGCCCUAUGUGUGAGGCCCUAUGUGUGAGAUAGUGAUUCUGCCGCUCCCGGGAGGUCUGUCCUCUGUGGGGCCAUGUGGGAGGAAGGAGGCCCCUAUAACACCCGGGUGCUCGGUCACAACUCCAUCCAUCUUAAGGAUGUUGGUCAGCCUCCCUGUUAGGUCCCUUGAAGAAAUAGGGACUGGCCCACCUGCCUGUCGGGUACUCACAGGUGACGAGAGAGGCAGACACACAAAACUACUGGGUCAAGAGAGACCGUGAUAUGUGCUGAGAAGGGUAUGAGAGAGAGGAGGAGGUUAUCCAUCCCUGGAGAGACUCUAGAAAGCAUUGUCGUGUUUCUCUCUCCAUGAGCCCACUCUUGAACAACUAGGCUGCUGAAAGAACCUUUGUCUGAGGGUAGUUUAUGGCCAGAAAUUCUUGGAACUGUUUCCAGAGCCUUCAGACUCUCAUCCUCCCCACAAAUACACAUCCAAGGUCACAAAUAAGAACAGCAUUUCUAGGUAGGUGGACUGUGUACAGAAAUCCUGGCUCUCUGCAUAUAGCUCAGAAUUGCCCCCCAACCAUUGUCCCAGAGUUUGGAGUCCUUACAAGGAGGCAGAGUCUGUCUUCAGUGCCUCUGCCUCACCUUCUGUCUCUGCCACUCACCUGCCACCCAUCAGUUCUGCACCCCUGUGCCCCCAUCAGACAGCCUCAUUCUCUCCCUGUCCUCCUUUUAAGUCCCCGUCUCAGGAAAGAAAAUGCUGCUGACUCCUUCACACUAGAGUGUAAAUGACUGAAAAGAGGAAUGUGUUAACUUCUUCCUGGAGACAUUUGUUUUUAACUAGGACAGAGAAGAGCCUUAACCCCAAGGGAUGAGGCUUUGGAACUAAUGGUGGGGGUAGGGGUGCCGGUGGUGGGGGAGGAGCUUCCUGGGUAGAAGGAGCCUCUCUGAGUCUUUGAAUCAGACUCCCUGCUUUGGAAGGUCCACUUCCCCCAGGGGUGCUGUCUGACUCUCUCUGAGGGAAUACAGUGCAAGUGCAUAUGCACGUGCGUUUUGCACGACAGCAUUUCACUCAUUUUUGGAAUGUAACUCCUAUAUUGGCUAACGUGUUUCCUGGUCUGUCAUAGAUGCAAACCAUUAAUAAUAAUCUUAAUCUAAUAGUUCUGUUUUUUUUUUUUGAGGGGUGCUUCUUGAUUCAGUAGGUAAUUUUGAACACCUCUUUAAAUACAGCUAGAAAAUAAAACCAAUUUGUAAAGCCACAUUCGCGUAUGAUGCCAGCCUCACGCAUUUGUAGAUCUCCAGAAACCCAGGUAUGCCUCACCGAUUUGCCAGUCUUUAACAAAAUCAUGUCAAAAUUUGCAUUAAACUUCAGCUUCCUAUGUAUGAUGAAACAAGGAACCAAGGUUUCCAAUUGCUCUUUUGUCCUCAGACAUUUAGUAAUAUAAAAUACUUAUUUUUGUGCGAGAUAUUUAUACAGGUUUAUUAAUAGCAAGCGCAACUAACUGGCACCAUGCCUUGCAACACAUUUUGAUAUAUUCGCCAUGCUUCUGGGUAAAGGCAAGCCCCAACUACUUAUCUUUUGCAGUCUCUCUCGGAUCAGUAAAAAAAAAAAAUCAUAUGCGUAAGAAGUAGGACUGUAAAUAUGUAUAUUUAACUUUGUAUAGCCCAUGUACCUACUUUGUAUAGAAAAAUAAUUUUAAAAAUUUGAACUGAAGGGGGGUAAAAUAAGGAAGUCAUGAAGUUUUUUGCAUUUUUAUUUAAAUGAAGGAAUUCCAAAUAAUUCACCUACAGAUUUUUAGCACAAAAAUAGCCAUUGUAAAGUGUUAAAAUUUCAAAUAAUCAUUCUUUCUGGGAGAGAAGGUAAUUGUUAUCUCAGUUAUAGGUUUUUUUUGUUUUUUUUAUUUUGUUUUUGAUUUAUUUUUUGCAGUCCUAUUUAUCUAUAGUAGGUAUAAGUUCUUUUGCUAGAAUAGGUCACUACAGAGAAGAUUAUAUUCUGAGAGAAAAAUAACUGACAUUAUACAUAACCAAUUAAUUUAAAGUGUUGCCAUUUUAAUCACACACGGAGAGCAUGUACUAUGCCGAAACAGAUUGUUCUCUUCAUUUAUUUUUCUUUAUUGCCGUGGAUCGAUUUGAUAAAUGGGUGUGUUGAGAUACUACAUUUGCUGUACGUAUUAUUUAAUAAACUUUAUUCAGAAUUG
This is a messenger RNA of Neogale vison (American mink), 9671 nucleotides long. RefSeq names its product sorbin and SH3 domain containing 1 (gene SORBS1). The transcript is spliced from 35 exons. The record is from RefSeq and is a predicted model, not a curated record. Gene Ontology annotation, molecular function: protein binding. Lineage: Eukaryota; Metazoa; Chordata; Mammalia; Carnivora; Mustelidae. Gene Ontology annotation, cellular component: nucleus; cell-substrate junction; cytoplasm. The coding region runs from base 230 to 6382 and encodes 2050 amino acids. Gene Ontology annotation, biological process: cell-substrate adhesion.